This is a messenger RNA of Parnassius apollo (apollo), 468 nucleotides long. Lineage: Eukaryota; Metazoa; Arthropoda; Insecta; Lepidoptera; Papilionidae. The record is from the annotation of a GenBank genome assembly.
AUGAUGCUCUAUUUUCCCCCUUUCACUCGGAUCUCAGCACGGAUCAUUUUAAUUAAAAAUGGCGGCGUCAAGAAAAAGUGGACGGAACGUGAUACUGUAAGGGUCGUGGAACUGUAUGAAGAAGAACAAGUGUUGUGGAACGAGAAUUCAGAUAACAGCUCUUCAGAUUCAGACGUUCCAGCCGCACCUUCACCAGACAUUCCCGCCGCAGCUUCACCAGACAUUCCCGCCGCACCUUCACCAGACAUUCCAGCCGCACCUUCACCAGACAUUCCAAUCGCUCCUUCACCAGACAUUCCAAUCACCCCUUCACCAGACAUUCCCAUCGCCCCUUCACCAGAUAUUCUCGCCGAACCUUCAUCGGACAUACCAAGACCUCUUCCGCUACCGGCAGAUCUUCAAACGCCAUCAUCUUCCCAGCAGUUAAAUAGUGAAAUAUUCGUUAAGCCACAAAAUACGAUCAAGUAG